Messenger RNA from Mugil cephalus (flathead mullet), 1969 nucleotides. RefSeq lists its product as uncharacterized. The transcript is spliced from 9 exons. Bases 75 to 1901 code for a protein of 608 amino acids. The record is from RefSeq and is a predicted model, not a curated record. Lineage: Eukaryota; Metazoa; Chordata; Actinopteri; Mugiliformes; Mugilidae.
CACCAAGAUGGGGACAUAUUAAUAGGCCCCCUCUACUUCCUGAGUCGCUCACUGUUCACCACAGCCGUCUCAGGAUGUCCAAGUUGGUGCUGCUGGUCCUGACGCUGUCAGGCCUCAUAGCCGCCUCACUGGCAGCUCCCACAGGCUUGAACAAGUCACCUCCAGUCAACCAGCUUGUUGAUGUCCAGGCCGACGUGGCGAAGGAACACGACAAUGAGGUGUACAUUUCCAACAGUGGAUUUGGAGAGAUGGACAGAAGACACUGGUUGAUAGAUGACAUCUCUGUGGAUGUUCCAGCCCAGAGGAAUGGGGAUGGUGGUUGGGUCCGUGUGGAGGAACCUUCUACUCCUGAGCUCCCAGAUGGUUUCAGACAGGGAACCGAACCCAUGUUGUCGAUACCAGAUGGUUUCAAGCAGGGAACCGAGCCCAUGGUGUCCAACCCAGAGGGCUUUAGACAGGGAACCGAACCCAUGAUUUCCAUCCCUAAUGGUUUCAGACAGGGAACCGAACCCAUGUUGUCGAUACCAGAUGGUUUCAGGCAGGGAACUGAACCUGUGAUGUCGAUCCCAGAUGGUUUCAAGCAGGGAACUGAACCCUCUCUUAACAUCCCAGAGGGCUUUAGACAGGGAACCGAACCCAUGUUGUCGAUCCCAGAUGGUUUCAGACAGGGAACCGAACCCAUGUUGUCGAUCCCAGAUGGUUUCAGACAGGGAACCGAACCCAUGUUGUCGAUCCCAGAUGGUUUCAAGCAGGGAACUGAACCCUCUCUUAACAUCCCAGAGGGCUUUAGACAGGGAACCGAACCCUUAAUUUCCAUCCCAGAUGGUUUCAGACAGGGAACCGAGCCCAUGGUGUCCAACCCAGAUGGUUUUAGACAGGGAACCGAACCCAUCAUGUCAAACCUUGAUGGUUUCAGACAGGGAACCGAACCCUCUCUUAACAUCCCAGAGGGCUUUAGACAGGGAACCGAACCCAUGAUUUCCAUCCCAGAUGGUUUCAGACAGGGAACCGAACCCAUGUUGUUGAUCCCAGAUGGUUUCAGGCAGGGAACCGAACCCAUGUUGUUGAUCCCAGAUGGUUUCAGGCAGGGAACCGAACCCAUCAUGUCAAACUCAGAUGGUUUCAGGCAGGGAACCGAACCCAUCAUGUCAAACUCAGAUGGUUUCAGGCAGGGAACUGAACCCUCUUUUAACAUCCCAGAGGGCUUUAGACAGGGAACCGAACCCUUAAUUUCCAUCCCAGAGGGUUUCAGACAGGGAACUGAACCUGUGAUGUCGAACCCAGAUGGUUUUAGACAGGGAACCGAACCCAUCAUGUCAAACCCAGAUGGUUUUAGACAGGGAACCGAACCUUCUCUUAACAUCCCAGAGGACUUCAGACAGGGAACCUUCAAGUCUAUUCCAGAUGGUUUCAGUCAGGGAACUGAACCUAUUCUUAAAAUACUACAUGGAUUUAGACAGGGAACCGAACCCUCCACUGGCAGCAUCCACACCCAGACAGAGACAUGUUUAGGAGAGGUCAUCAACGGGAACUGCUACGAGUUCAACCCCGUACCUCUGGCCUUCCAGGACGCUCAGGACCUUUGCAGAGCUAGCGCCAAAAACGCUGAGCUUGCGUCUGUAACCAACAGCGACCUGCAAUCCCGCCUGGUUUCCCUGGUGACCAGGGGUGGCGAGAGAAAUCCUGUGUUGACGUGGCUGGGAGCCACGGUCAAGAACCAGCAGGGGUCGUGGGUCGACGGUUCAGAGUGGACGUACAGCGACUGGAUGCCGGGUCACCCUAACAUUCAUACCACCAAACCUGUCUGUGUGGAGAUGUUCAGGAUAGAUCAGAGCUGGUGGACGGCCGCCGACUGCGACCUGAAGAGAGCGUCCAUCUGCUCGUACCCGAUCGCUGCAUGAAAACCACAGAGAAACAUGAGAGAAACAUUAUCGACGACCUCUCCUUGAAUAAAACUUGGCAAACACCA